Molecule: messenger RNA, 1124 nt
Organism: Drosophila persimilis
Lineage: Eukaryota; Metazoa; Arthropoda; Insecta; Diptera; Drosophilidae
Exons: 2
Coding region: 35-1024 (329 amino acids)
Source: RefSeq, a predicted model, not a curated record
AAUUCUUCGUAUUUAAAUUUAAUUAUCGAGCAACAUGAUAAGAUGGCCGUUCCCAGUUCUCUGCAUUUGCUGCAUUUUAUACUCCAUGAUCCAUCCGCAUGGGCUACUAGCAGCGUCGGUCUACCGUGUCCAGCUACCAGGAGACAUCGACGAGUCGACCAGGCAGCCCACCCCGAUAGCCGGUAAUAUGACGGAUUCGCACGGGCAGUCACGAGAAUUUCGACAGCGAACGGGUCUGUACCGUACACGUAAAUUGUUCCAGUUCAGUUAUAAGCGAGGAGGCGGCGACGGAAAGCGGCGAGUUACAGAAGAUCUUACCAAGGAGCGUCCUCGUGGCACAAACGAGUCGCUCCAGCCUCAGCCGUCCCAUGUUGACUUUGAGAGACCAAGGAUAAGCAAGAAUGCGACGAUUCGUGAACCGGAGCCUACGCGCCUGGGCAUGCGCAGCGAAAUUUCCACGGUGGUCACUACUAGAGGAAAAAACAACCAGGACAGCGGUAGGCGAGAGGGCAGCGCAGAAAAGCGGCAAGCUAUAGGAGAUCGCUCCUCUUGGCCCAAGGAGCUAACCUUGCCACUAGCUCGCGGAAUAGCCCACCUGGCCAGGCGAGUAGAUAACCCCUGGUAUGUCACCUACGCCAAUGUGUGGCAUGACACUCGCCUCGCUGCUAAGCAGCUGAGCCGGAUUCCCCGAAUCCACUUGGCGUCGUCGCCAACCGUAAACUACUAUCCCGACGAUCAGAAGCUUCAAAGCGUGUGCAAAACUAAGUCGACCUUGUUUUAUAAUUACUCUUCUUUCCGAUGGAAUCAAAGGACGAAGUGGAGAUAUUCUCGCCGCCAUACUUACGAUAAGGCAUUCAGUUACAGACGGAUUCACGAUAGGACAAGACCAUGGAUUCAGGACAUAGAGUGUCACACAUACCAAAAAUUGAAAACAACGGUCUUGGAACAUUUAGAUUGCGUCUUAAAGGCCUAUCAAUUAAUGGAAUACGACAUACCAUUUUAUCCAUUGCAUCAGAACGGAUGAAACUAUACAGCGAUGGAUCCUGGAAGAUUCUCAUAAUAAUAUUCUCAUAAUAAUACCUAAUAAAUGUGAUAAAUUUUUGUCUGCCCUUGGGCGUUUCGUG